This is a messenger RNA of Rubroshorea leprosula, 791 nucleotides long. NCBI's taxonomy places the organism in Eukaryota, Viridiplantae, Streptophyta, Magnoliopsida, Malvales, Dipterocarpaceae. The record is from the annotation of a GenBank genome assembly.
AUGGCUGACGGUCCUUUGCGCUCUGGACGCCCACUUUCUUGACAACGCCAACUAAAAUCUUUUUCUCGUCCUUGGGUGGUCUGAUCUGGAUGAACACAAGGUGAAGAUCCGACCCAACCUGUCGUCUAGUUGCUGGAUUUUGACGAGAUUAGGGUAGCGGCUGUCGGCACAUAUUCUUUGGCUGGUAAUCUGAUUCAUAUACAGCAAUCAAUGGCAUAAAGGCCUCCUCCCUUGAUGUAACUUCAGCUUGCUUUUAUUGUUGGGCAGUCAAAUGUUGACAGUCACUAUUGCAGAUGAUGCAGUAAUCUCAGCUUUCAGCCUUUUAGGCACUUGUGGUGCUACUCCAGAAGAGGUAUCAAGACGCCAGCCACUUGUUCUUGGGAUGCUUGUCAAUUGUCCAGUUGAAGUUCCUCUUGCUUUGAACCAACAAAAGAGUGACUAUUGCCUCUGUCUAGCUAUUCAUGCACUUCAGACAGGAAUUCUUGAGGUAUGCUUAAAACGUUAAGAUAUGUUGGAGAAAGAAGUCUAAGAUUGACAUCAGUUCUCUUAAAUAUAAUAUGAAAAUCUGUCACCCAUUGGAUUUAUUGACUGAGUUUUAGUGUGGAAAUGGGGGGCUCUACUGAUAUACCUACUGAGUCCUUUUAUAGAUUACUAUUACUAGUUCUUGUAUAAACCUGCUGUCUCUCCAUAAUGCUGCAUCUUCUUAGGCCAACACGCACAAUCUAUUUCCCCUAUGAGGGAAUGCUCUGAAGAUUUUGUUUCGAUAUUGUAAAUAAACAUGAUUGAUUUUU